GAGCCAGGCGGCUGAUUGACAGGAGUUGGCUGACUGUGGACCCUCCUUCCCAGCGUCUCCUCCUCCCUCUCUCCCCCCACUCUCUCUCUCUCUCUCCCUCUCGCUCUCUGCUCUCCGGUCCUCUCCCCUGCUCUCUAUCCUCUCUUCAAUCGCAGGGCUGCGCUCACCGACUCGACACCGCCAACAGGGAUGCAGCGAGGGCGCAGCGCAGCCUGAAAAUGGCACCACCACGCGUCCUGUGGAUCUAUCCAUCCCUUUCCCUCCUGUCCUCCUUGCUUCUGUUUCACGCAUUGUCGCCGUCCCGAGCCUUACGGAAUUACCCGGAGAAUGAAGUUACAUUGCUGGACUCCAUGUCAGCGUUGGCUGACCUGGGCUGGGAGGCUUACCCUAAUGAGGGGUGGGAGGAGAUCAGUGUGAUGGAUGAGAGGAACACCCCGAUGAGGACCUACCAGGUGUGUAACGUCAUGGAGGCUAACCAGAACAACUGGCUGAGGACGCGCCACAUCAGUCGAGAAGGAGCUCAGCGUGUCUACAUUGAGAUCAAGUUCACCCUGAGGGACUGUAACAGCCUGCCCGGGGUCCCUGGUACCUGCAAAGAGACAUUUAACAUGUACUACUAUGAGUCCAACAAUGCCAACCUGUGGUUCAUCAAGGAAAGCCAGUAUGUCAAGAUCGAUACCAUUGCUGCAGAUGAGAGUUUUACACAGGUGGAUGUUGGCGACCGUGUGAUGAAGCUGAACACAGAGGUGCGCGACAUCAGCAACCUGAGUAAAAAGGGUUUCUACCUAGCCUUCCAGGAUCUAGGUGCCUGUAUUGCUCUGGUCUCGGUCAGGGUCUUCUACAAGAAGUGCCCCCUCACUGUGCUCAACCUGGCCCAGUUUCCCGACACGAUAACCGGCGGGGACACGGCGCUAGUGGAGGUCCACGGCAUUUGUGUCAAUGCCUCUGAGGAGUUUGAGGCUCCCAAGAUGUACUGCAGUGCAGACGGAGGGUGGCUGGUUCCCAUCGGGAGGUGUGUGUGCAAACCGGGCUUCGAGGAGAACAAGGACUUCUGCCAACCGUGCAGACCUGGUACCUACAAAGCUUCAGCCACGGAUGCCUACUGCACCAAGUGUCCUUCUCACAGCUCGUCCCCACAGGAACAAGCUGUCGAGUGUGUUUGCGAGAAGGGUUUCUACCGCGCUGAGACCGACCCACGCUCCAUGGCAUGCACACGUCCUCCAUCUGCUCCAGAGAACCCCAUUUCCACAGUAAACGAGACCUGCGUCACCUUGGAGUGGUCCCCACCCAGAGACACAGGAGGCAGAGGAGACAUCACCUACAGCCUCCACUGCAGGAAGUGCUCCGGUGAUGGCAGGAAGUGCACACCAUGUGGCAGCAGUGUCCAUUUUGUCCCCAGACAGUUCGGCCUCUCAUCAGCCACCGUGCUGGUCACCGACCUGCAGCCAGACUCAAACUACAGCUUCACUAUUGAGAGCCAGAAUGGAGUGUCAGAUUUAAGUCCCACACCCAGAGGAACGGUAGUCAUCAAUGUCACUACAUCACAGACAGUGAGUGUAGUGUUGAAGGAGAGGCGGAGCAAGGACAGCGUGACUUUGGCCUGGCAGGGUCCCGAGAGACCCAACGGAGCGAUAGUGGAGUAUGAGGUCAUCUACUAUGAGAAGAAUCAGCGGGAGCAGAACUACACUGUCUUGAAGACUCGGUCCAACAUGAUGACAGUGGACGGGCUAAAGCCAGGGACCACCUAUGUGUUCAGGGUCAGGGCUCGAACCGACGGGGGUUACGGAAGCUACGGUGGAGAGAUAGAAUUGGAAACAAGCCAUGAAGAUGUUUUUGCGAUUGGGGACCCUAACCAGUCCACCAUUCUGGCUGUGUCCAUCGCUGGGGGAAUCAUUCUUCUCAUUUUCCUGGUGACUUGCUUCGUUGUCAGCGGAAGGCACUGUGGAUACAUCAAAGCCAAGCAGGACCCUGAUGAAGAGAAGAUGCAGUUCCAGCAUGGACGAGUCAAACUUCCAGGCAGCCGGACUUACAUCCAUCCUCACACCUAUGAAGACCCCAACCAGGCUGUCAGGGACUUUGCCAAAGAGAUCGAUGCUUCCAAUAUUCGCAUAGAGAGAGUCAUUGGAGCUGGAGAGUUUGGGGAGGUGUGCAGUGGUCGGCUGCGUGUUCAGGGAAAGAGGGAGAUCUACGUGGCCAUCAAGAGCCUGAAGGCGGGUUACUCGGACAAACAGAGGAGGGACUUCCUGUCUGAGGCCUCCAUCAUGGGACAGUUCGACCAUCCGAAUAUCAUCAGGCUGGAGGGUGUCGUCACUAGAUGUAAGCCAGUGAUGAUCAUAACAGAGUUCAUGGAGAACGGAUCUCUGGACACUUUCCUCAAGAAACAUGAUGGCCAGUUCACAGUGAUCCAGCUGGUUGGCAUGCUGCGAGGCAUCGCCUCAGGUAUGAAGUACCUGUCAGACAUGAGCUACGUUCACAGAGACCUGGCAGCUCGGAACAUCCUGGUCAACAGCAACCUGGUGUGUAAGGUGUCUGAUUUUGGCCUGAGUCGGGUUCUGGAGGAUGACCCAGAGGCUGCCUACACUACAAGGGGAGGGAAGAUACCCAUCAGGUGGACGGCUCCAGAGGCCAUAGCCUACAGGAAGUUCACCUCAGCCAGCGACGUGUGGAGUUAUGGUAUCGUCAUGUGGGAGGUGAUUUCAUAUGGGGAAAGACCUUACUGGGAGAUGUCCAACCAGGAUGUGAUCAAAGCAAUAGAUGAGGGCUACCGUCUUCCCGCUCCAAUGGACUGUCCUGUGGUUUUGCACCAGCUCAUGUUGGACUGCUGGGAGAAGGGUCGCAGCGACAGGCCAAAGUUUGGACAGAUUGUCACAAUCCUGGACAAGCUCAUCAGAAACCCAGCCAGCCUAAGAGAGCUGGCCAACAGCUCAGCAUGCAGGGAGGACCCAUCCACCCCAGAGUUCAGUGUGAACACAGUGGAUGAGUGGUUGCAGGCCAUCAAGAUGGGCCAGUAUAAGGAGAACUUUUCCAGUGCUGGAUAUGUCAGCUUGGAAUCAAUCUUUUACAUCAGUGUCAGUGAAUUGGCUAAGAUGGGUGUGACUCUGGCUGGCCACCAGAAGAAGAUUUUGUCCAGCGUGCAGAGCCUGCAAACCCAAGGGACGCACGUUCAAGUAUAACAGUUUCCACAUAAACACACAGUGAGACAGAGCCAAAAUGGAUGCUCCUGUGAAGAGUUUCCCAACUGAAAUGGAGUUGUAAUGGAUACUCUGUGCUCGAGCCUCCAUUGAUUUUGAGACACAAUGAGAUGGAGACAACAUGGACGCUUGCCUCCUUCACCCUCUCGCAGUUUCACCAUUCUUCUCAUCCUUGAUGGGCACUACUGGCUUUAGCACUCAGAAUCCCUGCCACACAACCACCAUGGAACAAAAGAGAGACACAUGUCCAACAAGAAGGACAUAUCUAGAGCAUCCCAAACCAUUUCACAUCAUAUCAGCUGAACAAAAGGAGAACAAAAAAAAGAUUUUUAACAAAAGAAAUGACAAAAAAAAUUAGAAUAUAAUUAUCAUCACUGUCUGUGAGGUGUACAGUUGGUUUUUACUGUCAUUUUGUUUUUGUUUUGAGUUUUCACCUUGAAGAGCUUAAAAGGGUCAGAAGAUAUGUAUAUGUGUAGAUAUAUGUUUAUAUGGGCUGUGUGUCCCACAACCGUAGAGAUGGACCUAACGUUUGUAAUGGUGGUGCGGUUUAUAUCACUCAAUCUUAAUAGGAAUUAUUACCUAGUAUGUGUAUGGCCCCUUCCAUUGCUCUCUGUAUACAGAAUGCCAAUGAAUGAGCCAAGAUUCUGAAUGACAUGAAUGUGUGGGAUUAGGGGAACAGAAAACCUGGACCUUUAGAGAUAGAGAGGGAUGUAGAUUUUGCUAGCUCAUGUAGGAUGGAAGUAUGAUUCAUUUAAAUAGUCUAUCUGACCAGGACAAGGGCUUCCCUAGUGACUGCUCUCAGACAUACUUCCAUAGCUAGACCCAAUGCACAUUUGCUAGUCUGCUUGCACUUGAGUGAGUGCAAAGAAAUAGCAGAAACUGCUUAAGGUGCCGUUAGCACAGAGACAUUAUUACUCUUCCAUAACUGUCUGUUCCAAACAACAUCAUCUAUUCAGCUGUUACAUUAUGAUGUUGUUAGGAAUAUUUCAGCCAAACAGUCUGCCUUCCCAUGUUUCAGGUGUGUUAAGAAAGUUAUAGUGUUUUGUGUAGAGCAAAGGUGAUGCCAGGGUCAUGAUAGAGUUGACACUGUUAAGAACGUGCAACUUGCUUUUCCAGUGUUGUACCAUGUAAAGUAACUUUGAAAUGUUCAUCUGGGAAACGGCACCAAUUUUACUACACGCUUUCCUUUAAUAAGUUCCCUUAAUUCUUUUGAGCAAGAUUAAAUAAACGCAGUUUUGAUUUUCAGUGGUGCCACCAUGAGAGGUAAAAUUUCACUUUAAAGGAAGAUAAUUUUUGUGUCUUGACUGCCUCACAUUCUUAUCAUUCAUGCAACCUUUUUCAAGCAUCCCUUCAAACCAUAAGGUAAAUUCACAAAACAAUGUUUACAGCAAAAACAAAUACAUUAGUUGGUUGGUUUUUCCUUGUGAGAAAGAAAUUGCUGCUUAUCACAUUAUUUACAAUAUUUAAAAUGAUGGGACUCUCUGCGUGCACUGCAUUACUGCACUGAACUUGCUUUAGUGUAUUCCAAAACCCAGUUUUAAUAUAUGUGGUAUUCUGUAGGACCAACAGUGGCAACAAGUACAGUAUAUAUGAUUGUAUCAUAGUGUAAUAUAUGUACAGUGUUGAUUUCCAAUGUCAGAAUGUUUGUAAUGAUAACAAUGAUGACUAUGAUCUACUUUAUUGUGAAAAAGAGAUUUCUGAAGUACUCGUUCAGGGGCGGGUCAUACAGGAGAAAAGUGAAGGGAGGAUUCAUUGGUCUGAACAAAGGAAUGUAGCAUGGUGAGAAGCUUCAGCUUUGAUUGACAGUGACAGUAACUGCAGUUUCUAUCAUAGUGUUAGAAUGAGUAGAAUGGACUUUCCUUAGAUAACACUGGCUUAAUUUGAGUAAAUAGUAACAGAAAUUACAUGCACUUUUUAAGCCUGUGUCUGCCUACAACGCAACUUGUAAAAAUGCUUGUAUUGGUGAGGAAGGAGGGAGGUGGAGAUACAAGAGAAGUCCUCAGAUGAAAUUUCUACCCACUGACAUCACCAAAUGAACAUUACUCUAAUCAUCCACCACCCCCCUCCCAGGAAAAUUUGUCCAACCAUAGCGUGGCAAUUAUAAUUAAGCACAACAGAUCUGUCAAGUUUUACGAUUCUCCACAUGCUGAAGCUCUUUGCAUGUAGUAAGAUGGUUACAUGGCAUUUAAAGAGUUUAGAUGGUAGUAGCUUUUUUUCAGCCUUUCUGAAACCCAAAAUGCAAUGGCAAAAGUGUAAGGAAGUGAUGAAACAGUGCAUUUGUCUGUUCUAUGUAAGCUGUAAUUAUUAGCAUGUUGGGCUAACUAGCUAACCACCUACAGUAGUAACCUAGUAACCAAGCAUUACUUACAGGGUCAAGAAGCACAUCAUUUAAUUAAUUUGCAUUUUUUUGUGGGGUUAUAGGUCAUAUAAAAUAAAACAAAACUAGUUCAUCCACUGUAUUGUAUGAAACCUCUAAGUUUAACCAUUGUAUGGCAUCAAAGUUUUGGCUCCAUCCUGAUCUUUAUUGGAUUUGGGGACAUUUACACUCCAGCGAUGCCAUCUGACAUAACUUGCUACCAGCCUUUUCUCUUGUAAUGUUAACAAUUAACUAAGUUGUUUGCAAAUGGAGAAAAGUAUGGAGGCUAGGCAGCCAAACUGGAUUUUGUUAGAACAGCGUAAAACUAAACUAACACUUACACUAGGACUAGUGUACACUCUGAGAUCAACAUUUCUUGAUUUUCAUUAUGGAUUAUCAUCCACUGAGGAUGCUGAUUUUUGCCAGGGUCAUUCAGCUUCUAGAUCUGUCUGUUAGCACCAUAGGUCUAUCAUGUAACUAUCAAAUACAUGUUUAGGACUGUUUUUAAACAACUACAGACAGUGUUUUCAAUCAGUUGUUGGAAUUAAAGCUGAUUGUACUAGCUCAACUAACUAGCCACAGCUAAUAAAAUUAUGCCAGUGAUGAUUUUAACUCAGAUAAUUUGAUGUCUGGUGGCUAGAAAUAAAGUCAAGGAUCCAGUGAUGAAUGACCACCUAAUCCAGAAAUUAAACACUGUUUGCCAUACCACUGGUAUUUUUCUCGAAUAUGCCAUACACAAAAAUACUCUCGGGAGAGUCUGAAACUGUUGAAACAUUCUACUCUUGCUAACUCUAUGAUUUCACUCUAGCGGACUACAUUUGACCGCUGGCCUUUUUGAUGCCUUAUUUACUGAGCUACUGUUCUUUUUUGUUGCCCUUCAGAGGUGAUUAUUAAGAGUAAAGUGUGUGUACAAGUAGUAUUUAUCUGUGUUGUUAAGAUGACCUCACAUCAACACCCUGGUUUUGUAACAUCCCAGUGAAGCCCCUUACAACAGCACCUUCACUAUGAUUCCACCAAGCCUAACAAAGUCAUUUUGUUCUGAAAAUAUUGUAAUGAAUCUGAAGUUGAUUACCUGUAAAAGCAGAUAGAGAGAUUGGCAGAAUUAUUCUUAUUUAUCUGAGUCAUAAGAUAGUUGUUCCAAAAAAGGGUGUGGUUAGCUUACAAUUUGCUAAACUAUGGUUGCAAAAUUAUUUUCAAGUGUAUUGAAAAUUCCAAUUCCUCGUGCAAUAUCAGGGUUUUUCAAAAGUUUCAAAAGUUGCCCAGAAAUACAUUGCACCAAAAGUUACAUACAUACAUUCCCACUUUAGACACUUUAAGAAUACUGAGGUCAUACCCACACUAUGGUUUCAACUUUCAAAAUCCCAGAUUUGUACCACUAUUCACCCUAUCAAGGUUCGCUAUGUGGGUUGGUUUGCUUGAUCUCAAAUACAGUGUUUGUCCUCCAUUCCCCACCAGGUCUGUGUUGUAAAUGUUCAUGAGUGGUCCUCAUUUGAGACUUUCAGCUCUUUGUAUCUUUCUCUCCUCCUUUCGCUUGUUCUCUCUCUCUCUCUCUUUCUUUGGCCACCGUACUAUGCUUAUUCGUCCCCAUGCCAGUUUCCUCUGCGUUGCUUGUUGUAAAAGGUGUAGACAUUCUAAUGUCUUUCAUGUUGCUGUAAUAAAUAUGCUAAUAUUUCUAAUUUC
Molecule: messenger RNA, 7227 nt
Organism: Scatophagus argus
Lineage: Eukaryota; Metazoa; Chordata; Actinopteri; Scatophagidae
Gene: epha4b
Product: eph receptor A4b
Exons: 19
Coding region: 219-3173 (984 amino acids)
Biological process (GO): axon guidance; cell surface receptor protein tyrosine kinase signaling pathway; protein phosphorylation
Cellular component (GO): plasma membrane; neuron projection
Molecular function (GO): ATP binding; transmembrane-ephrin receptor activity; protein binding
Source: RefSeq, a predicted model, not a curated record